GGCAAUAUUGACUGUUGACUUCCUGUUACAAGAACGUGAAGAAGGGAUCGCGAGACAAACUUACAACAAUACAAUAUGUUGGACUUUUUCUCUAUAUUUAGUAAAGGGGGCAUUGUCCUGUGGUGCUUCCAGGGGACGUCUCAAUUGUUCACACCCUCAGUGAAUGCCCUAAUCAAAUCUGUAAUUCUACAGGAACGUACAGGGAACAACUCAUUCUCUCACGAGUCGCUGACUCUGAAGUAUAAACUGGACAAUGAGUUUGAGUUGAUAUUUGUGGUUGCGUACCAAAACAUCCUGCAGCUGUCGUACGUGGACAAGCUGUUGACCGACAUCCAGCUGGAGUUCCGAGAGCGCUACAAGUUGGCCUUGCUUAACUUGAACCAGUCCGGGGUGAGCCUCAACUUCAGCGAGUUUACCGACUGCUUCCACCAGCUGCUGAGGGAGAAGGAGGAGGAGAGUAGGCAGGAACAGAAGGCAGGGAGAAAAAUGAGAACAUUUGAGGACUCUCAGAAGUCUAAGAAAACCGUGUCUUCCAUGAUUGAAAACAAGAAAGAGGAAAAGAAGCCACUGAAAGGGAAGGAGAACAAGGUUCCUAAAGGAGUCAGCAACGACUCUCCUAAGUCGGUAGCGUCAAAUCCAUCGUCCAAUUCGUCGCAGUCAUCGGCUUCCAACACCCCGGAGGUGCCGUCAGAGAAUGGUGUGCUGGAUGAGGAGACAAGGCAGAGGAACCUGCAGAAGCUCAUGAUGAGAGGCAAGAAGAAAACGCCAGCUGCCAGCAAAAGCCCGGAGGCUCCAAAGCGUAAGGGUAAGCAAGCGACCAAGUGGAAUGACAGUGUCUCCAACAAGGACAUUGCCGAGUUGGAUCGUAGCGAGACGAAGGAGGACGACGCAGCAGUUCCAACGAAGGCUGAGCAAGCUCUGGUUGGAAAGAUGUCAGGCCAACUUCAAGACAUCGAGCCUGAGGACGAUGACGAUGACGAUGAUGAUUUCGAGGAGGAAGAAGAGGAAGAGGAAGUUCAUCAGAAGACUAAAACAGCAGGGAAAUCUCGUGGCGGUGGAAUGUUCAGCAUGUUCCGGAACCUUGUGGGCUCCAAGACUCUGUCCAAGGAGGAUCUCCAGCCAGCCCUGGAAAAGAUGAAGGACCACCUCAUAGCGAAGAAUGUGGCGGCUGAUAUUGCUGUCAAGCUGUGCGAGUCCGUCUCAGCGAAACUUGAAGGCAAAGUUCUCGGCACCUUUGGAAGUAUCGCUUCGACUGUGAAGAACACCCUGCAGGAGUCGUGUGUGCAGAUUCUCUCCCCUCGCCGCCGGGUGGAUAUUCUCCGCGACGCCAUGGACGCCAAACAGCAGCGCCGCCCUUACGUCGUCACCUUCUGUGGGGUCAACGGAGUGGGGAAGUCUACCAACUUAGCCAAGGUGUGCUUCUGGCUGGUGGAGAAUGGCCUGAGCGUGCUCAUCGCCGCCUGCGACACUUUCCGCUCCGGCGCCGUGGAGCAGCUGCGCACUCACGUCCGCAAACUGAACGCCCUGCACCCCGAGAAGAGGAACAGCCGCGACAUGGUGCAGCUGUACGAGCGUGGCUACGGAAAGGACUCGGCCGGCAUCGCCAUGGAGGCCAUCUCAUCAGCUCGUGACUACCACAUUGAUGUGGUGCUGGUGGACACUGCUGGACGCAUGCAGGACAACGAGCCCCUGAUGAGAGCCCUCAGCAAACUGGUCAAAGUGAACCAACCGGACCUGGUGCUGUUUGUGGGCGAGGCCCUGGUGGGCAACGAGGCCGUUGACCAACUGUGCAAGUUCAACCAGGCUCUCGCCGACUACUCCCAGUCUACCGAGCCUCGUCUCAUUGACGGAAUCAUUCUCACAAAGUUCGACACCAUCGACGACAAGGUUGGAGCUGCCAUCUCCAUGACGUACACAACGGGUCAGCCCAUCGUGUUUGUGGGCACGGGCCAGACGUACAGUGACCUCCGCAAUCUGAACGCACGGGCUGUGGUCAGCGCUCUGCUCAAGGGCUAAGCCUGAUUCGCCUACCACCGUGGCUCGUUGCGAUGCGACGGAGAAGUCCUGGCCCAGAUUUCACCCCUCUUCUUCUGUUGUGUGUUCCGAAUAUAUGGAUAUAUAUCAUUACCUGUUUUGAUAUAUUGUUAUGGUCAAGAUGACUCUUUUUUUCCGUAUUUUAUUUUCUCUUUAUCUCUCAGACCUUUUCCCUUUGGAACCCACACAUUCCUUCGUGUGUUUUACUAUCUCUCUUCUGUCUAACCCCCCCCCCCAUCCUUUGACACAGUCUCUUUUCUCGUUUUAUGUCCUUAUAACGGCGUCUUCCCCCUCUUUGAACACAGGGCGUUGGUGAUCUUGCAGUUAGGCUCUUGGGCUCGCAACCAAAAGGUCAUGUGUUCGGAUCCUGUUAGGGGCUGGUUUUUGUGUUCUUUGGAAAGGCACUUUACACAAAUUUUCCUUACUUUACCCAGGUGGGAAUGGGUAUUCGCCUGUCAGUAUGUAAGUGCUUAAAUUCUUAAUCGGCUGCUUGCACAGUAGGCUCCCCGGGAAGCUGAGAAUGUUUCCGAGUGUCCUAGAGUCUGCUGGAGUAAUAAUAACUGAACAGGGUAUAGAGCAUGGAUGUGUGCUAUAUAAAUACAGUUAUUGUUAUUAUUUCCUACAGUAUCUCUCCCCCUCUCUCUCUGUCUGUCUGCCUGCCUGUCUUGUCAGUCUGUUUGUCUGUCCCUCCCUUUCCCUUUCUCUCGUUCUUUUGUUGAUGUAGAGUUAUAAUUAAGAGUUUUCAGUCAUAGUGAUAUUAUUUCAUGUAGCAGAGACUUUGGUUUCAAAACAAAACGUGGUCAAUGUCUUUGUUGUUUAAUUUAUACCCAUAGUCAGUUCUUCAGGGUUGAGAUUGUUUUCUGUUUGUAUUUGGAUGUGUUUCUUGGGCUUUACUGAGCUUUUGAGUUCACUGAAAACGUCCGUUAAGUCUCUUCAUUUUGGGUGCCUGUGUGAUGUCACAAAGUUUUUUUGUUUUUUUAAAUUGUAAUUCUUCUCGUUUGUUUGAUUUGAUGAUGUCUUUUGUCAAGAGAUGUGUUCUGAUAAUACCAGCUGUGCAAGGUACCAAGUUUUUAGAAAAAGAUGGCACAGAUAAUGCCUUUUAGUCGGUUGGUCUUUUCAGCUGGUUCAGUUGGGUUUUUUUCUUCUUUAGGGCAGUAAUUUUUGGGGAUUGUUUGGGUUUUUUCUUUCUUUUAUGCUGUCAGGGAUUGAGUUGCGUGUAUUGUUUUAUCUUACAGGAACUAUUUUUGUCUCUUUCUAUUACACCAGUUCAUUCAGUCUGUCACAUGUAUAUGCACGCUAUUUUGUAACUUUUCUAUUUUUUAAAGAACAAUAUAGUUAUGCUGCCUCAUGUUGAUGAGGAGACCACAAAGACAUCUCCCUCCCUUAAAAAAAAGACGGACGACACGGUAGAGCUGUGGAGUAUAAAUUAGGUAAUGUAGAUGAAGAGGCUUUUAAUAUUUUUACAUUUUUAAAAAUCUCUUGUUGGAUUGGGCAACAUUUUUUCCCCUUUAUAUUUGAUGGCUUCGGUCUGCCUGAAGUGAUGAAAUGUUUUUAAGUCUUUUGCACUGAGGUAAGAAAUGGUGGUUUGUUUUUAUGCGUUAAACUUUUUUUUUUCUCUCACUCGAUGUAAUGAUCGUGUAGAUUUUGCUCACUGGCACACGAAUGAUGUGGUUAUGAAAGUUGUUGAUGGUGCCAUAAUGCUAAGCCAGCAGGCACGCUCAUACUCACAGUUGGUUUUUUUUUUGCCUUUAUAAUAAUGGCAUUGAUUUGUUCACCCUGAUUCAACUUCACAAAUGGUUAUUUAACCCCCCCCCCCCAACAAACCAAUGUUAGUUCCAUGACUCCAUUAAUCCUCACAAAACUUGGAGAGGGAUAGGCUAUCUCGUAGGGGCCCUCCCCCUCUACCCCUUCAUUCCCUGGCAUUCCACCUGUUUUCCCUGAAGUCUUAUCUUCUUCCCACAAUAAUUUGUCCUGUGGGAGUCUACUUGUUUUCUUAUAGAUGAUAUUUAUGGCGAAUAAGUGCAUUCAGUCUGCGAUUGGAAUGAAAAAAAAAAAUGUCUGCGUGCAGUGUUAUGGUAGCGUGUAGAAGACUGCACAAGGUGUAUUGGAAGGAAUGUGACAGAAUAAGAUGUGUUUGAAGAAAUGUGACUGUAGUACCAGAUGUGUUUGAAAAAAGUGUGUUUUCCCUGCUUUGUAAUGGUAGUUUCCUGAUUGCACUGUGGUUUGAAUGUAGCGUGAGGUGUGUGACUUACUGCAAUGUUUGCUUAGAAAACUAAAAGAAAUAGAAUUUUAAACGAAUAAAAGUAAUGCAUUGAAGUUGAAGCAGUGGGAAAAAAACGAGGUCUGUUUCAAGUUUGGAUAGAACUUUUCUUUUUUUCUUUCAUCUUCAGUUUUUUUUGUGGCUUUGGUGGCCUAGUGGUUUGGCUACUUGACGGUGACCUGUUUUCCUGAGAUUGCAGGUUCAGGGGUUCGAGCCUCAGCUGGGUCCGAUGUCGAGUCCUUGAGGAAAGGCAUUUUACACGAAUUUCCCAUUUGGCUUGGUCCUUUCAGAGUCGGAUGUAAAGCUCAGAGGUCCCACCUCUUGAAUAACCUAAUAGUGUUCAUAGGGGGCGUUAAACCUAUACCAUUACCAUUUCUGUAGGUUUUAGCUUUCCUGGGCUGUUGGGUGACUUUGCCACUGACAUUGCAGGUGUGCCUCCUCUUCGGCUUCACGACACAUGCUUGCGUCUUCAGUCAGUAUUUUUGUGUCUCAUUGUCAACAACAUGACGCUUAUGGAACAGAGUUGGAUUCAUUCAGUCUAGAAGCGCUCAUAUUUCCUUAUGCAGAGUUGCGAGUGCUGUAAAAUUCUGUCUGGUUGAGACCCGGAGAAUUUAGAUGGACACCCGUACAAAUGUUACGAAUUUCCUCGUUUCCUUUUCUCACUAGCUCAUGUGUAUGGAUCUUCUUCCUUUUUUUGUUUUAUUGUGUCAGUUUAUGUACCCUUUUCUUGAUGUGACAUGAACUUUUCUUUACCGUUAUCUCUCGUUUAGCCACCCUUGUGGGGGCAAUCAGCGUAAAAGUCAAAAAUAUUUAUUAUUCUGAGUGGUGCAGGGAGGAUCAGUCCUGGAUUGAGAGAAGAAAAAAUUUCCUUUUGUUUGUUUCUUUACCUCCAGUACUAUUACUUGUACUUCAGUAUGUGAUAAUGUUAGCAUGUAAUGUACAUAGACACUUUUACUUUUUGAUGGAAGACCCAGUUUCAUCAACGUGACAGACUUGUAUGGACAAACGGUUUUACAGUUCUCAUCAUGAAGCAUUCUCAUAUACAAUAUUUCAUUGCCAGGCAUCAUUCUUUAUUCUCACAUAAAACUAUUCAUUCAUAUCGUUUGUCAUCUAUUUCAUGAUGUGCGAUGUUUCAUCUUUCUCCCAUGUUCUGUUGCGAAACCUUGCACUUGUUGCAAGACAUUGACGGUUUGGAAGCAAAAGUAAUUGGGCUAUAAGCUUGAAGGUACAUAUAAAUUACGAUGUAUGGAGAUGAAUUGCAAUUUCAUGUGAUACUUUUCUUUACUGGUUUCAUUUUUUUUUUUCCUUCUGUGCUGCGUAUUGGCGCAGCUGUACAGUGUUGUAUUUGUGUUGUGGAUUAUGGAACACACGCAGCAGAGAAAAAUGGUGAAUGGGAUUUUUGAAUUCACUCUACAGGUUAAAAAAAUAAUAAAAUUUUACUGAAAUAAACAA
Molecule: messenger RNA, 5746 nt
Organism: Aplysia californica (California sea hare)
Lineage: Eukaryota; Metazoa; Mollusca; Gastropoda; Aplysiida; Aplysiidae
Product: signal recognition particle receptor subunit alpha homolog
Exons: 14
Coding region: 76-2016 (646 amino acids)
Biological process (GO): SRP-dependent cotranslational protein targeting to membrane
Cellular component (GO): endoplasmic reticulum membrane; signal recognition particle receptor complex
Molecular function (GO): GTP binding; signal recognition particle binding; GTPase activity
Source: RefSeq, a predicted model, not a curated record